UUUUCUCGCUGUCCGCCUCCUGCGGAGCGCGCCAAGCUGCCGGGAGUUCUCCGAGAAACAGCGGAGGAAACUGCUUUCGUGUCGGCCCGGCGGGGGGGGGGUUGUCGCCUGGAGGGCCGAGGGCAGCGGCCCCCGCCCCCCCACCCCACUUCUCGGGUUAUGCUGGACCGGGAGGUGAGGGGAACCGAGGCCACCCGGGCUUUCCGCGGCUGAGGGCAGCGCCGGUUCCCCGUGGUCAAGAUGCUGCAAAACGUGACUCCCCACAAGCUCCCUGGGGAGGGGAAUGCAGGGUUACUGGGGCUGGGCCCAGAGGCAGCAGCGCCUGGGAAAAGGAUUCGAAAGCCCUCCCUGUUGUAUGAGGGAUUCGAGAGCCCCACAAUGGCUUCAGUGCCGGCUUUGCAACUAACCCCUGCGAACCCACCACCCCCGGAGGUGUCCAAUCCCAAAAAGCCAGGACGGGUUACCAACCAGUUGCAAUACCUGCACAAGGUGGUGAUGAAGGCUCUGUGGAAACAUCAGUUUGCAUGGCCCUUCCGGCAGCCUGUGGAUGCCGUCAAACUGGGUCUGCCGGACUAUCACAAAAUUAUAAAGCAGCCUAUGGAUAUGGGUACUAUUAAGAGAAGGCUUGAAAACAACUAUUAUUGGGCUGCCUCAGAGUGUAUGCAGGAUUUCAAUACCAUGUUCACCAACUGCUACAUCUACAACAAGCCCACUGAUGAUAUUGUCCUGAUGGCACAGACGCUGGAAAAGAUCUUCCUACAGAAAGUGGCAUCAAUGCCACAAGAGGAACAAGAGCUUGUGGUGACUAUCCCUAAGAACAGCCACAAGAAAGGGGCCAAAUUGGCAGCACUCCAGAGCAGUAUCGCCAGUGCCCAUCAGGUGCCUGCUGUCUCUUCUGUGUCUCACACAGCCCUGUAUACUCCACCACCUGAGAUACCUACCACUGUCCUCAACAUUCCCCACCCGUCGGUCAUCUCUUCACCCCUUCUCAAGUCCUUGCAUUCCGCUGGACCCCCGCUCCUUGCUGUCUCUGCAGCUCCCCCAGCCCAGCCCCUUGCCAAGAAGAAAGGGGUAAAGCGGAAAGCAGAUACUACCACCCCUACACCUACAGCUAUCCUGGCUCCAGGCUCCCCAGCUAGCCCUCCCGGGGGUCUUGAGCCUAAGGCAGCACGGCUUCCUCCUGUGCGUAGAGAGAGUGGCCGCCCUAUCAAGCCCCCACGCAAAGACUUGCCUGACUCUCAGCAGCAACACCAGAGCUCCAAGAAAGGAAAACUGUCUGAACAAUUAAAACAUUGCAAUGGCAUUUUGAAGGAGUUACUCUCUAAGAAGCAUGCUGCCUAUGCCUGGCCUUUCUAUAAACCAGUGGACGCUUCUGCUCUUGGCCUGCAUGACUACCAUGACAUCAUUAAGCACCCCAUGGACCUCAGCACUGUCAAGCGGAAGAUGGAAAAUCGUGAUUACCGGGAUGCACAGGAGUUUGCUGCUGACGUGCGGCUUAUGUUCUCCAACUGCUAUAAGUACAAUCCUCCAGACCAUGAUGUUGUGGCCAUGGCACGGAAGUUACAGGAUGUAUUUGAGUUCCGUUAUGCCAAGAUGCCAGAUGAACCACUGGAACCAGGGCCUUUACCAGUCUCUACUGCCUUGCCCCCUGGCUUGGCCAAAUCAUCUUCAGAGUCCUCCAGUGAGGAAAGUAGCAGUGAGAGCUCUUCUGAGGAGGAGGAGGAGGAGGAUGAGGAGGAGGAAGAGGAGGAAGAAGAGAGUGAAAGCUCUGACUCUGAGGAAGAAAGGGCUCAUCGCUUGGCUGAACUACAGGAACAGCUUCGAGCAGUACAUGAACAACUGGCUGCCCUGUCCCAAGGCCCAAUAUCCAAGCCCAAGCGAAAGAGAGAAAAAAAAGAGAAAAAGAAGAAACGGAAGGCAGAGAAGCAUCGAGGCCGAGCUGGGGUUGAAGAAGAUGACAAAGGGCCUCGGGCACCCCGCCCAUCUCAGCCCAAGAAGUCCAAGAAAGCAAGUGGCAGUGGGGGUGGCAGUGCUGCUACAUUAGGUCCUCCAGGCUUUGGACCUUCUGGAGGAAGUGGCACCAAACUCCCCAAAAAGGCUACAAAGACAGCCCCACCUGCCCUGCCUGCAGGCUAUGAUUCAGAGGAGGAGGAAGAAAGCAGGCCCAUGAGUUACGACGAGAAGCGGCAGUUGAGCCUGGACAUCAACAAGUUGCCCGGGGAGAAACUGGGUCGAGUUGUACACAUAAUCCAAGCCAGGGAGCCUUCUUUACGUGACUCUAACCCAGAAGAAAUUGAGAUUGAUUUUGAAACCCUCAAGCCGUCCACACUUAGAGAGCUUGAACGCUAUGUCCUUUCCUGUCUACGAAGGAAACCUCGGAAACCCUAUACAAUUAAGAAACCUGUGGGAAAGACAAAGGAGGAACUGGCUUUGGAGAAGAAGCGGGAACUAGAAAAGCGGUUACAAGAUGUUAGUGGGCAGCUCAAUUCUACCAAAAAGCCCCCCAAGAAAGCGAGUGAGAAAACAGAGACGUCAUCAGCACAACAGGUAGCAGUGUCACGCCUCAGCGCUUCCAGCUCCAGCUCAGAUUCUAGCUCCUCCUCUUCAUCUUCCUCUUCUUCAGACACCAGUGAUUCAGACUCAGGCUAAGGGGCCAGGCCAGAUGGGGCAGGAGGCUCCGCAGGACCGGACCCCUAGACCACCCUGCCCCACCCCUUCCCUCCCUUUGCUGUGACACUUCCUCAUCUCACCCCUCUCCCCCCUACUGUAGGAGAGCUGGCUCUGCAGGGGGGAGGGAUGCAGGGACAAUUACUGAAGGAGGGACAUAAAUGGACAAAUAUGACUGAGUUCCCGGCCCCAUGGAGAGUAACCUCUUAGGCGUAGAGCCCCCAUUCAAAAUGACUGGGGCGGGGCAGGGGUACAGGGUGGGAAUGGGUAAAGGCCCUGAUGUGGGGUUACCUGAGGCCAUAGCUGCCCUGUUCACUUUUAAGGGCCCUGUUUUGAGAUUGUUUAUUCUAAUUUAUUUUAAGCUAGGUAAGGCUGAGGGGGUGAUGGGGCCGUGGUCCCCUCGGCCUCCAUGGGGAGGGAGGAAGGGGGAGCUCUUUUUUUACGUUGACCUUUUUUUUUUUUCUACUCUGUUUUCCCUUUUCCUUCUGGUCCGUUUGGGGCCCCUGGGGGUUUGAGUCAUCUCCCCAUUUGGUCCCCUGGAUUGUCUUUUCUUUGUCUGUCGAUUCUAACUUGUAAAUAAAGAAAAUAUUAUUCGA
This is a messenger RNA of Hippopotamus amphibius kiboko, 3263 nucleotides long. It is a transcript of the gene BRD2, whose product is annotated as bromodomain containing 2. The coding region runs from base 241 to 2649 and encodes 802 amino acids. The record is from RefSeq and is a predicted model, not a curated record. The transcript has 12 exons. Gene Ontology annotation, cellular component: chromatin; nucleus. NCBI's taxonomy places the organism in Eukaryota, Metazoa, Chordata, Mammalia, Artiodactyla, Hippopotamidae. Gene Ontology annotation, biological process: regulation of DNA-templated transcription; chromatin remodeling.